AUGCUUGACGAAGCAGAUCAACCCAAGAAAGGAGGAAAGAAAACGGGUAUGAAAGCUGUUUUCAAAGAUUUUUCUGUCCCUUCUCCAAUUGCCACAAUUUUAACUCCCAUUACCAUUCCCCUUUGCCCAACGGUUUCAUUGGGAGUCUUGCAAGUCCAAACCUCAUUCUUUUCUGAUUCCACCACCACCAUCACUACCUUCUUUGUUGAUCCUCUAGUAACUAUUAAUGCAUCUGAUGUGGGGGCAGGUGCUUCAGGAUUCACAGCUGGUCAUUUGACACCACCUGUUUCACCUUUCCACCAUGAUGAUCCAGCCAUGAUCUAUGGUGAUGAUGACGAAGACUUCGAAGGAUUCGCCUACAGUCCAUUCAAAAUUUGGACAAAAAGUGAUGACGAAGCUCCUGUAACAAAAGGGAAACUCAAAGCGAUAAAUGAAAAACUAGACUCGUUGCCCCAAGCCUCUAAAGCAUCAUCCACUGAUGAUUAUUCACAAGCAUCGAUGUAG
Molecule: messenger RNA, 504 nt
Organism: Lactuca saligna
Lineage: Eukaryota; Viridiplantae; Streptophyta; Magnoliopsida; Asterales; Asteraceae
Source: the annotation of a GenBank genome assembly